AGCGCGAGGUCACGUGGGGCGCGGUCGCUGCCCGGGAGACGCGGCGAGAUGCUGUGCGCCCGGAGGCUGGGCGGCCUGCGGGCCGGGCUCCGCGUGCGGCGGGUCAGUACCCGCUGGUCCCCGGUGGGCGCCGCCUUCACCGUGCAGCCCCAGGGCCGCCGCCUGGACCGGUCCGGCGAGCGCGGGGGCCUCUUUGGCGUACCCGAGCUCAGUGCCCCAGAAGGAUUCCGCGUGGCCCAGGAGAAGGCCCUGAGGAAGACGGAGCAGCUGGUGAGGCGCGUGUGCGCCACGCCACCCGGGCCGCAGACCGUGCUCAUCUUCGACGAGCUCUCAGACUCCUUGUGCAGGGUGGCCGACCUGGCCGAUUUUGUGAAGAUUGCUCACCCCGAGGUGGCGUUCAGGGAGGCCGCGGAGGAGGCUUGUCGGAGCAUCGGCACCAUGGUGGAGAAGUUGAACACAAAUGUGGAUUUAUAUCAAAGUUUGCAGAGGUUACUAGCUGAUAAGAAACUUGUGGAUUCCCUUGAUCCGGAAACCAGGCGAGUGGCCGAACUGUUUAUGUUCGAUUUUGAAAUCAGUGGAAUCCAUCUAGACCAAGAAAAGCGUAAAAGAGCUGUGGACCUGAAUGUUAAAAUCUUGGAUCUGAGCAGCGCAUUUCUCAUGGGAACCCACUUCCCCAACACGAUUGGGAAGCACCUCCUGCCAGAACGCAUCCGGCAUCACUUCGAGCUGGCCGGGGACCAUGUGGUGGUGGACAGUCUGCGUGCAGAAGUGCCCGACGACUUGGUGCGAGAAGCUGCUUAUAAAAUUUUUCUUUAUCCCAAUGCUGGUCAAUUGAAACGUCUAGAAGAGUUGCUCAGCAGCAGAGACCUCCUGGCAAAGUUGGUAGGGUAUCCUACCUACUCCCACAGGGCCCUCCAGGGAACAAUCGCCCAAAGUCCAGAGACUGUCAUGGAGUUCCUUGAGAAACUGUCCGACAAACUCUCUGAAAGAACUAUGAAAGAUUUUGAGAUGAUUCGAGGGAUGAAAAUGAAACUAAACCCUCAAAAUUCUGAAUUGAUGCCCUGGGACCCCCCGUACUACAGCGGACUGAUUCGGGCUGAGAGGUUCAACAUCGAGCCCAGUCUCUACUGCCCGUUCUUCUCCCUGGGCGCCUGCAUGGAGGGCCUGAGCCUCCUGUUCAACAGGCUGCUGGGGGUCUCGCUGUACGGGGAGCAGCCCGCGAAGGGUGAGGUGUGGAGUGAGGACGUCCGCAAACUGGCCGUGGUUCAUGAAUCAGAAGGACUGCUGGGAUACAUUUACUGUGACUUUUUUCAGCGAGCAGACAAACCACACCAGGAUUGCCACUUCACCAUCCGAGGAGGUCGUUUAAAGGAAGACGGGGACUACCAGCUCCCAGUGGUGGUCCUUAUGCUGAACCUGCCCCAGUCCUCAAGAAACUUGCCCACGCUGUUGACUCCCGGGAUGAUGGAGAACCUUUUCCAUGAGAUGGGCCAUGCCAUGCACUCGAUGCUGGGACGGACUCGAUACCAGCAUGUCACUGGGACCAGGUGCCCCACGGACUUUGCCGAGGUCCCAUCUAUCCUGAUGGAGUAUUUUGCCAACGAUUACCGCGUGGUUCACCAGUUUGCCCGACACUAUCAGACGGGCCAGUCGCUGCCCAGAAAUAUGGUGUCUCGUCUUUGUGAAUCUAAAAAGGUCUGUGCCGCAGCAGACAUGCAGCUUCAGGUCUUCUACGCCGCCCUGGACCAGAUCUACCAUGGGAAGCACCCGCUCCAGAGCUCGACCACAGACAUCCUCAGGGACACCCAGGAGCGGUUCUACGGCCUGCCCUACGUCCCCAACACUGCCUGGCAGCUGCGCUUCAGCCACCUGGUGGGUUAUGGCGCCAAGUACUACUCCUACCUGAUGUCCAGGGCCGUGGCGUCCAUGGUCUGGAGAGAGUGCUUCCGGCAGAACCCUUUCAACAGGGCAGCGGGGGAGCGCUAUCGCCGGGAGAUGCUGGCCCACGGCGGGGGCAGGGAGCCCAUGCUCAUGGUGCAAGGUAUGCUUCAGAAGUGUCCUUCUAUUGACGACUUUGUAAACACCCUCGUUUCCGACCUGGACCUAGACUUCGAGACCUUCCUCAUGGAUUCUACGUGAGGGAGACACCUGAGUCCUUUAGAUCAGGGUCAUGGUGACGCUGAUUCUGUUGUAAGUGUUGCAGCUACGAACACUUGUUUCUGAGUUCCGUCUUCACUUCUGUGAUAACUUGUGAAAAGCCUCAAACCCAUGGAUCUUGGAAUAAAUGGUUUGUUUUUUUUUU
Molecule: messenger RNA, 2302 nt
Organism: Cervus elaphus (red deer)
Lineage: Eukaryota; Metazoa; Chordata; Mammalia; Artiodactyla; Cervidae
Gene: MIPEP
Product: mitochondrial intermediate peptidase
Exons: 19
Coding region: 49-2139 (696 amino acids)
Biological process (GO): peptide metabolic process
Cellular component (GO): mitochondrion
Molecular function (GO): metalloendopeptidase activity
Source: RefSeq, a predicted model, not a curated record